Messenger RNA from Ixodes scapularis (black-legged tick), 6522 nucleotides. RefSeq names its product protein pellino (gene Pli). Gene Ontology annotation, molecular function: ubiquitin protein ligase activity; protein binding. The transcript is spliced from 10 exons. The record is from RefSeq and is a predicted model, not a curated record. Gene Ontology annotation, biological process: regulation of Toll signaling pathway; protein polyubiquitination. Lineage: Eukaryota; Metazoa; Arthropoda; Arachnida; Ixodida; Ixodidae. Bases 123 to 1577 code for a protein of 484 amino acids.
AUCUGAUGUAACGAACGCGCCUCCGGCACCUUCGGCAACAGUCGUUUCCGGCUUUCAUGGAAUCCAGGGGGCGCCACUUGCCUCAAGCGGACGCAGAAAGUUGUGUGUGGUGUUGAUGCCUGAUGCCUGACAACCAAAAGCUGGCCGACAGCAGUUCUACCACCGGCGCCAGUGCCAGCUGCCGCCCCCCGCGGGGCCCGGUCUUCCCCGGGCACUCGAGUGAGGCGUCGAGCGGAUCCUCUGGGCCCUCCUCGCCCCACCAGGACGCCCCCAGCGAGGAGCAGAGCUGCCCCAGCGACGCCCUGCUGUUCUGCCCACCCCACGACCCGCCCCCCCGGCCACCAAACGGCCAGCAGCCCCCACCCCCGGUCAAGUUCGGCGAGCUCGUGCUCCUAGGGUACAACGGCUUCCUACCGCAAGGCGAAAAGGGAAGAAGACGGAGCAGGUUCGUCCUGCAACGGCGGCCCUUUCCCAACGGCGUCAAGAAGUCCAAGCACUACGUCGUCAAGACGCCGCAGUCUUCAAAGGCUGUGCUGGACACGAAACAGCACUCCAUCUCAUACACACUGUCACGGACGCAGGCGGUCAUCGUAGAAUAUGUCUUGGACGAGGAGACCGACCUGUUUCAGAUUGGCCGUUCGUCGGAGAGCCCCAUUGACUUCGUGGUCAUGGACACGGUGGCGGGCGACAAGGCCGGGGGAGGGGCCUGCCGGGUGACCCAGAGCACCAUCUCGCGCUUCGCCUGCCGCAUCCUGGUCGAGAGGGGGCGCUCCCACCGCUCCCACAUCUUUGCGGCGGGAUUCGACUCCACGCGCAACAUCUUCCUGGGCGAGAAGGCUACCAAGUGGCAGCACGAGGGAGAGAUCGAUGGCCUCACGACCAACGGGGUGCUCAUCAUGCACCCCCAGGGGUCCUUCUGCGGGGGAGCCACCCCCGGCAUCUGGAUGGAGGUCUCUGUCGGCGGAGGGGUGUACGCCAUCAGGGAGUCUCGGUCGGCACCCAAGAAGGGCGUCAAGAUUGAAGACGAGACAAACAUGCUGAGGGACGGCUCCCUCAUUGACCUGUGCGGAGCCACGCUGCUCUUCCGCUCGGCCGAGGGGCUCAUGAAGUCUCCGACGAAGCACCACUUGGAGGAGAGGCUGCAGGAGCUGAACGCCGGGCGCCCCCAGUGCCCCGUGGGGCUGAACACGCUGGUGAUUGCGGCCCGCGCCACGCUGAGCCAGGCAGACAAGCAGCCCUACGUGUACCUGCACUGUGGCCACGUGCAGGGGCUGCACCACUGGGGGCUGCAGGACCAGGCCACCAACGAGCGCACCUGCCCCAUGUGCCUCAAGGUGGGGCCUGUAGUGAAGCUGUGCAUGGGCAUCGAGCCGGCCUUCUACGUGGACAGCGAACCGCCAAACUACGCCUUCAACCCCUGCGGUCACAUGGCCUCCGAAGAGACGGUCAAGUACUGGGCUUCGGUGCCGAUCCCCCACGGCACCAACGGCCUCCAGUCGGCGUGCCCGUUCUGCGCCGUCCCGUUGGAGGGCUACCCCGGCUACGUGCGCCUCAUCUUCCAGGACCAUGUCGACUGAGGGCGCCACGCGUGGCCCCCUGCGCCCUGCCGCAACGUUGGUGGCGCGCGACAACGGACGGCCGAGUCGCGCGUCGACCCCUUUCUUCCAUUUUUGUUUCCUCGUCCUCUUCCUUUUACAGUGCGUGCGCUCGUGUGCGUACGGGGAGGUGGUAAAACGUCCCGACUCUGGUUCUUUCGCCGACGGGUUGGUUCCGUGUCGUUGCGGAACGUCGGUACACCACCCGCUUCCGUGUCGUCAAGAUUGGCAAGCGAAAAACGACGGUCGUACCCGGCCUCCGAGACGUGAUUUCGCCGGAACGCGGGUAGGGUCGUCCGAAAUGGGAUUGAUGUUGAACGAGCCAAUAUUACCCAGAAGGCCAGGCCCACGCAUGACAUCGACGCUAGUGGAUUACCGAACGCGUUCGCCUUGGCGUUGCGCUUGUUGUGAGAUGCCACAAGGUCUCGUCUUGUCUUCUAGGUGGAGUUGAACAAGCACCGCACCGGGGGCAGUGGUAGGUUUCCGAGAGCGUCGGGAACAUUGUUUGCACUUUGGAUGACUGUAAAUAACGGCUUGCUCGGUAUUGUCAGUACCGUGAACGACCUUAGACGUGCGGAGAGCGCGUCCGGAACGCAGUUUCUCGCUCUCGUCGGAACACAACUGGGCGGCGAUCGUAGAUCGUGUCUGCACAAGCAUCGAGGCGGAUAGUAGAAAUCCCACAACCGUACUUGCUACGUACUUGGUCUGGCCCCGAAAUCGAGCUGCUGCUGUAGCAUGGUGUGUCAUUUCCUUGACCGCGGAGAGCUCUGUUGUUUGCAGGGCCGACAACUUUGCGGACAGUGUUGCGCGAAGGAUGUGGGGUCUUUUUUUUCCGUGUUUAGUUACUAUGACGUGCCAUUCUAAGAGCCAAGCAUUGCCAAGGUUGACUGAAGGGACCCGGGUUAUUUCGCUGUUUGGAUAAUUUGCUUGAAAGUGUGAGUGCCUGGUUCACGCUAGAGUUUGUUAUAGACGUAUCGUCCGCCUUUUUAUCACUCGGAGUGAGCUUAAAACUACGGCCACGGACGAUCUCCCAGUUGACUUUAUUAGCGCAUUGUGGCUGUGUGAUUGUGUAAUUGUUUAUUUGUGGUGUUUUAUUUUUUGUUUUUAUUUUGUACCAUGGAUUAGGUAAGAUUGUAAAGAGAUCAAGUCUUUGGCAUACUUCUUUUGUUCAACUAAAUUGAAGGGUAACAGGUCGCAACUCCAUUCCUUGUUACUAUUGAUCUACAAUUAGGUUAUAUAUUGAUGACUUAAUUGAUUUGAGCACUAGGCUAUCAUCGGCGAACCAGGAAAGCUUCGUGUUCUUUCGACCGUCAUGCUUCCGUCGUCUUAAGUUAUCCUGAAACGUCUCGAGUAUUGGUCGUGGAAUAGGUAGCGUCAGUCUAAUUUCCAAAUUUGGGAGUGUGUAAUGUUGUCGCUGUCUACUAUAGACGUUUGCCAGUACGGCCUCUGGGCGCCGCCAUUUUUCUGCUGGUGUGGGUAGGUCGUCCGAAAGUCGAGCGUUGCUGAGGUGUACCCACGGUUUCCAGACAGGUGCCCGAACAAAGCGUUUUCCAUCCACGGUGGCCAGACUAGCUCUUGAAGCGCGGCUGCUUGCAGACGUCUAUAGAGCCUGUUUCGAGGGUCUGCGAAAUUCGUGGCUUACCCGAAUCAAUCAUUACUGUCCGAAUGUCUAGAGCAAAAUUUUACCGCACGUCAUUACAAAACCUCCAGCACCGUUCCCAAUGACCUUCAGACGAAACAGUCGCGCAACCACACGUAUGUGUUUUUGGUGUGCACAUGAUUCUGCGGGCUGACCAAUUCAUAUCAUGCAGUCAGGUUACAUAGCACGCGGGAGGUCGGUGGCAUUAAGUGUGACACGAGGUUACCGCAGUGUCCAGAAGAUGGCGCCACGCUACACGCGACAAAUAAUGACGCUAUGAAUAGGUCGCUCUCCGCUACCCCAUUCCCGUUCAGCUUUCCCGAGAGUUUUCUUCUUUCUUUUUCAAACUCCCACGCUUGUAAAUAACACUGAAGAGGCGGCCAGACGUCUCAUUGAGCGUUUUCAAAUGGUAGUUUCUCCGGUGCCGCGCUUUUGUAACGUGAUUUCAAUGGACGUCGCCGCGAUGUACGGAGCGUGCAUCUAUUUUAAAGAUUGACUAUAUUUUUUUAAGUGGAGUAGAUGGAUGCAAAGCGUCACGGUCGAGUCUGAAUUAUUUCUCGAAGCGUGCGGACAACCCUGUGAUGCUUGCGGGAUUUUUUUUUGAAGAGGGACAUCAUAGAGGAUCUGUCGCGGUAGCAGUUUUGGCGGAUCACAAACUCUGAUGGGGCUUGAAUGAUGGAAUAAAACAUCAGGUUUUGGCAUGACAAACGCUUGUGGAUGUCCUUAGUUUUACAUUAGGGAUAACUUCAGUUGGAAAAUGCAUCCGAUAUGCCGGUGCAAAAGACUAAAGUGUCAAACUUGGACUCGAGCUUUUUUUUUUACAAGUUGAUGUUUGGUUUGUUGUGUGCUAAUAUUUUGUAUCGCUACUCUUUUCCCUCCAGUAAUCAGAAAAGAUAUGUGUUUUCUUCCAUAAUAUUGUUGCGAAACUGCGUCUAUCCCAGUUCAGCGAAGUGUAUGUUCUCUUUUUCGCGUUUUCAAAUAUAGCAAAUGCAAAUGCAAGUGUUGUACAUUUGCCCACCUCGUCAUCUACUGUUAUACAACCUUUUUAUAAACGUGAGCAAGAAAAAGAAGAAAAAAAAUCUGAAGAUCUCUUUUGUGGCGUAACGGCAUGUUACUUUUUUUUUCCACGGAAGGGCUGGAUUGUGAAGUAAACGUUCGCCCGUGGGGGGGACCAGAUGGUUUUGAACUUUUGCAGGUGUUUUUGCCCGCGUGUACGGCGCAGUUUUUUUUAUGCCGGCAUUUCGUUUUCCACAUGCUGUAAAUACAAACACACAUACACAUUCACCUUCUUCCAGUUGAUGUUUGUCGGAACGUGUCGCACACGGUUUGUAGAGGUUUGACCGACGGCACUGACCCAUGUCGCCAAGUCUAAAGGGAACACUUUGAAUAGGAAAGAAAGAAUGCACCAUUCCAUUAUUGACUCUUUAAAAUUUGGUUUUGGUGUCUUUAAUGUAACGUGAUGACAGUGCGACGCACGCAGUUAACCUAAUGCAGUAGUGGUGCGACACAACCGCAAUCGACUUCACAAAGCCAAAUCUUGCAGCUCAUUUCGGAAUGCGGGCUAUGUCGCAAGGAAUGUGCCGUUGAGUUUGUUAGGAAUGUGCCUCUAUGCUUUAGCCCUUGUAAACUGACUAUGUUACGGCCAAGAUUGGUGUGUGCUAGAUGGACGCUCCUUCUGGGUACAUAGCUGGUGGUGCAUAAGGGCUUCAGUCUAUAAACCAGCCAUUUUUUUGUGUUGCAAUUGUUCACAAAUUUGUUCUGAAAUUGGCUGAUUAUCGGUUGUGGAUAGGUUACAUUGGCGUAUAAUGCAGAACUUUCAUAUACCAGUAGAUAACCACGAGUGAAACUUCCACCAUGAUGCUCGGAAUUUGUGAAAGCGGAGCAUACCACGACUUGCGUCGCCUUCGGCACAACUGUGAGGAAGCGGGGAUAACCAGAUUCCUCUUCUGCAUGUGGCACCUCAACUUCUCUCCUUAAAAUUUCAACUUCUCUUCUUAAAAUUUGUUGUCUGGUCACCUCUAUUUGUUUAAUAGGCACUGCCAUAGCCAAUUCUGGGAACGCUGAGAAGUUUAUUUCUAAGACUACAGAUGCACGCCUGAUUUGCUUCUGUAUAUUUUUUCUCGGAAAAUUACGGUGCUGAAACUAGCAGGUGAAACUUUUCAACUCUUUUUGCAAUGGUUUCGUUUUAUCAGUGCACAAAUUCAGUUACCUUCACGAUCAGAGGCUACACCAGGGCAAAGUUUCCGAGUUUCAUGUUACACACUUGGUAAAAUGAAAAUUUAUUUUGGUUUCAUGGGUGCUUCUUUUAUUACCAUUCCCUCCCUUUUAUUACCACGGAAAAUUAUUUGUAGUUGUUCAUUAUAUAUCCACAUCAUAUCCCAUUCGGUUCACUUUCUGUAACGUGCAAGUGUUACAAUGUUAUUAAAAUAUUGCUUUUUUUUUUCUUUUUGGCCGUCGUGGCAGAAUGUGGAAUGAGUGCAUUUUUAAAACUGCAGAUUUCUUGUUAUCUUAGAAGAAAAAGAAAAAACAUUUUGGUGCGUAAAUUUACAUGGUGAAGAAAAAGGCUAUGCUCAGGCAACAGAAAUUUAAUGAUCGUAGGUCCGGGUUUAUAUUGUAGUUGAGUAUUUAGUGUGGUGCUUUGAUUUUCUUACGGGUUUAUCGAAAGCAAAUGGGUCCUCUGGGUACUAAGCUUUACAUGUAUGCUUUCAAAGAAGGUUUGUUGGUAGAAGCAUCUAAAUGUCGUCCGACAUUUUCCUAGAAAUGUAGAUAACAUGGUGCGUACAUACCGCGUGCUUUAUCUUUCAUGAAAGUGGCGGCGUUUAAGUGUACUUCGAAAUACCGGCCUGUAAAGACGGCCUGACACAAUUGAUCUGGACAAUGCAUAGUGCUGCGGGACACUCAAUUUAGGUAAGGUGCUGCAAGUAUCACAAAAAAUAGUGCCGAGUUGUGUUCCUUGAAUGAAGACGUUGGACAAUUGACUGGGGUGUAGUCGUUGGGGUUUUCACACUGCACCAAACACCCUUCUUUUUCGUGCAUGCACUAAUUUGUUCCCUUUUUUUCUUUGUUUUGCCAUUUGAGGAAAGAAAGGACUGAUCCACUGGACAGUGUGCGGGAGUCCCUACCUGUACCUUUUUUUUAGUUUGUGUUCGAUACCGUUUGGCUGCGGCCGACGACACUACGUCCUGGCUUGACGCUAUUUAUCCACUGUAAGUAAAUCUGAAACUGUAGAUACUUUCUCUCGACUGGUAUUCUAUGUAACAUAGAAUAAAAAUCAAGUUUUCGAUGACA